AUGAAUCACACUUCUUCCCGUCACCUCAGUGACUAUGCAAGGGUACACACAAAUGACUCUGAUGUUGUCAUUUUGAGUCUGUACGGAAUCUUUGCCUCCUACCACUGCUUAAACCGAGGCCGAACCUAUCGUCCACCACAUAGAGCCCUACCUGCACAUAUCGCUUCUGGGCUUGUUGAAGUCGCCCUAUACUACGGGGGCUGGCAAUGCUCUCUCGCGGCGGUCGCUGCCUGUUGGACACAUUCCUUUACCUCUCUAAUGCUGGUUCGUGAGCUCCCCCAACGGACAUGCUUGGCAUACACGAAUUCUGAGCCGCUGUGCCUCGCAAGUACCGAGGAAUGUACCAGUGAGGCGACCGAUAGUAGUACUGAUCAAUACACUGGGUACAAUCGGGAUACACCACUCACAAGAUGA
Molecule: messenger RNA, 414 nt
Organism: Penicillium subrubescens
Lineage: Eukaryota; Fungi; Ascomycota; Eurotiomycetes; Eurotiales; Aspergillaceae
Exons: 5
Coding region: 1-414 (137 amino acids)
Source: RefSeq, a predicted model, not a curated record